This is a messenger RNA of Zophobas morio, 488 nucleotides long. RefSeq names its product large ribosomal subunit protein eL36 (gene RpL36). Lineage: Eukaryota; Metazoa; Arthropoda; Insecta; Coleoptera; Tenebrionidae. The record is from RefSeq and is a predicted model, not a curated record. The transcript has 2 exons. Gene Ontology annotation, cellular component: ribosome; cytosolic large ribosomal subunit. The coding region runs from base 111 to 443 and encodes 110 amino acids. Gene Ontology annotation, molecular function: structural constituent of ribosome. Gene Ontology annotation, biological process: cytoplasmic translation.
UGUUUCAGUACAAUCGAUAACGGAAAUCCGCCGCCACCAUCUUUCUUUCUGUUGUCAUAUGUCAAAAGGUGUACACGAGUUUAUUGGUGUAUAAUUUCCAAUAAAACAUAAUGGCACCUAGGUAUGAAAUCGCUGUUGGUCUACAAAGAGGCCAUAAAACGACCAAAAUCGCGUCCGGAAAAACAGCAGACAAGAUCCGUCCUGCAAGGUUGAAGGGGAUCCAAACAAAACAUACAAAAUUUGUUCGCGAUCUCAUACGUGAAGUCGUAGGGCAUGCUCCGUAUGAAAAACGUGCGAUGGAAUUGUUGAAAGUCUCGAAGGAUAAGAGGGCUCUCAAGUUCCUGAAACGUCGCCUUGGCACACACAUUCGUGCUAAGAGGAAGCGUGAAGAAUUGUCCAACAUUCUUACACAAAUGCGUAAAGCACAAGCUCAUGCUAAGUAAUUGUACUUUUAAUUUUUUGGACAUUAAAAAUAUAUAAAUUCAAAA